UCUAUGCUAUUAUAGUAUUAUAUUAUAUAAUGCUACUCUUCAAGUAUGUAAGGAAAUAAAAAAGACCAUUUAAAUUGGUUUUAAAUGUUAAUAACUUUAAAAUCCACUAUUAUAUAUAUUUUAGUGUAGAGUUUAAGUAUCGAUUUCUAAUCACGGGCAAUGAUUUCCAAAGAAAUAUUUUAUAAACUUAAUAAUCUUAGAUUUUAUAGGAAAUAUUCUCCAAACUGUAGAUAUCUUAGUAAUGAUAUUUGGAAUGAAGAGUUGACAAUAGGCUUAAAACUAAAAAUUGAGAAAUACUGGAAAGAUAAACUAUGUAAAGGUAGUUUUGAUAAAAAUAAUCUCGAUAAAAAAUUUUAUGUUUUGUCAAUGUUUCCUUAUCCGUCUGGCCACUUACACAUGGGCCAUGUUCGAGUGUAUGURAUUGCAGAUUCAAUUGCUAGGUUUCAUCGCAUGAACGGACAAAAUGUAUUUCAGCCUAUGGGAUGGGAUGCAUUUGGACUUCCUGCUGAGAAUGCAGCUAUACUACAUGGCUUACCAGCUGAUAAAUGGACUAGUUCAAAUAUUGAUCACAUGAAAAAACAGCUUCAAGAACUUGGAUGCAGUUUUGAUUGGUCUAAUGAAUUAGCAACCUGUGAUCCAACCUAUUAUAAAUGGACUCAAUGGUUCUUUCUAAAAAUGUUUCAGACUGGACUUGUUUAUUCUAAAGAAGCUGAAGUUAAUUGGGAUCCAGUAGAUGAAACAGUGUUAGCUAAUGAACAAGUAGACGAAAAUGGACGUUCUUGGCGGUCUGGUGCUAUUGUCAAGAAAAAAGUACUGAAACAAUGGUUUAUAAAAACAACACAAUUUUCCAAAGCUCUGUUUGAAGGAUUAAAUGAUCCAUCUUUAGUGGAUUGGAGAGAUAUUAUUAACCUCCAAAAACAUUGGAUUGGAGAAUGUGACGGAUAUAAAUUUGAUUUUCAACUAUAUACUGAUAAUGUUUGUAGAACAAUACUCAAUGUUUGGACACAAAAUCCAGAACAUAUACCAUUAGCUGCAUUUAUUUGUGUUAAGCCCAAUUCUUUUGUACAUCAAUAUUAUGUUCUAAAUCAUAAAAAUGUGUUCAUCAAAAAUCCAAUUACUGGCAACCAAUUACCAAUUUUAGUUACUGAUCGUGUUGUAUAUCCAGAGGGGCAAGAAUCACGCUUAGGUGUGCCACAUACAAAUUCUAUUGAUAAAGAAUUAGCUGAARAGCAUAAUAUUUUUCAUUCUGUAAAUCAAAGCUCACAUUUAUCUAGAGAAAWGAUUUGUGAAAAAGCAAAAGAGUUAAAUUUURGUGGUUAUCAAGUAAGUUCUAAAUUACAGGAUUGGUUAAUAUCUAGACAAAGAUAUUGGGGUACACCUGUACCAAUUAUUCAUUGUACUAAUUGUGGAGCUCAAGCUGUACCAGAAGAUCAAUUGCCAGUCAAACUGCCCAUGCUUGAUGUACAAAGUGGUAAAAAAUUUAAAUCGUUAGAAUUAGCUGAAGAAUGGAUUAAGACUACUUGUCCAAAAUGUGGUAAAGAGGCAAAAAGAGAAACAAAUACAAUGGAUACAUUUGUGGAUUCCAGUUGGUAUUAUAUGAGAUAUUUAGAUCCUAAAAAUAAUUUUCAGCCAUUUGAUAAGACUUUGGUCAAAAAAAUGAUGCCUGUUGAUUUAUAUGUUGGUGGAAAAGAACAUGCUGUUUUGCAUCUAUAUUAUGCAAGGUUCUUUAACCACUUUUUACAUUCCAUUGGUUUAUCUCCUUGUUUAGAACCGUUUAAAAAACUAUUAGUUCAAGGUAUGGUGAUGGGUCAAAGUUUUAAAAAUAAAAUUAAUGGAACAUAUUUAAAGGAAGAUGAAGUAAUUAAAAAAGGUAAAACAUAUUUCUCUAAAGAUGGUGACUACCCGGUUAUUGCAACAUGGGAAAAAAUGAGUAAAUCUAAGCACAAUGGUGUUAAACCAAAGAAUACUAUAAAUGAAUAUGGAGUCGAUACUAUGCGAUUAUUGGUAUUGUCUAGUGUUGCACCUACAUCUAAUAGAAAUUGGAAUUCUGAUACAUUUCCUGGAAUUUUAAAUUGGCAACAUAGAUUAUGGUUGACUAUAAGAGAAUUCCGAACUGUUAGAUCUAAUGAAGAUGUUCAAAGACAUACAAUUGAUUCAUCUAUAUUUGAAAAAGAAGAAAUGAAAUUACAUGAUGCACGUAAUUAUCAUGUUAAAAAAACUUCAAGUAACUUCAGAAAAUCAUAUCAAUUGAGUGUAGCCAUUUCAAAAUUACAAGGGUUGACCAAUAUUUUAAGGAAAUCUCCUAAAGAGUUGAUUAAGUAUAGUGCAGAAUAUGAAAGAUUAUUGGCUGUUCAGAUAAUAAUGUUAACUCCAAUGGCUCCACACUUUGCAUCUGCUUUAUGGAGUGGAUUUGUAUCUGCACCAGGUCGCAUAAAUCAUAAAUGGGAACAAAUUAAUUGGGAAAAUGAUGUAAUUGAUCAAAAAUGGCCACAAGUGGAUAGUGAUUAUAUUUUAAAUUUAUAUUGUGUGGUUAACAAUGCUGUUAAAUGUGUAUUACCAAUGCCUAAAAAAGAAAUUUCAUUACUUACUAAAGAAACAGCUAUAAAAUUAACUAUGAAUCAAGAUAUUAUAAAAGAGUAUACAUCAUCUUGGAAUAUUAUUGAUAUUGGAUACCAGUCAUACGAGGACAAUGAUACAUAUGUGUUUAUUAAGACUGACCGGAAAUCUGUUGCAAAGACUAAAUCUACUAGUUCCAAAAUUGUUAAAAACACUAUUUAGUUAUAAAAACAUAAAUAUUACUUUAAAUAUUUAUUAUAUAUUAUACAUCAAUAUAGAAAUUAAAUAAUAGUAUUAAAGCAAGUAUAUACCAUAGAAUCUAGAUACUCCAUAUACAUCAUAAGUGUAAAAUUAUGUUUGUAAACCAAUCUAUUUUAUACAUGUAUCAUACAUGAUGUAUGUUACAGAAGUAAAAUAGUGUUCUUACACUAAAAUGCACAUUGCAUAAUUAUAUAAAAACAAAAAAAUAAUGUUAUGCAAUAUGUAGUUCUUGGUUUACUUAAGUAAAAGAUAAAUUGGUGAAUAAUUUACCAUUAUAUACUGAAAAUAAUAUCUAGCUUCUUAAAGAUGUUAGAAUGGUAAACAUGUAAUGUAGAGUAUCAUAAAUAAUCUAUUACAGCAGUUACCAAACAUUUUUCCCGUGGUGCUCUUUUUUGAACCAAAUAUAGCCACGGUGCUUUGCUGUAAAUAUCUUAAAAGAUCCUUAGUAACAAAUUUUUGAAAAAAAUCCUAUGCAUUUUAUAUUAUUUAUUAUGAGCAGUAGACCGUGGUGACCCUAGUGCACAUUUUGGGAACCAUUAAUCUAUUGGUAUUUAUAUUGAAGUUUAGCCUGAAAUGAAAGUUUGUAACAACACAAGUUCCUAAUACAUAGAAUAAGUUUGUGUAUUAUGCACAAACCCUAUUAAAAGGAUAUUGGCACAAAAUUUGUUUUAUCAGGAAUCGGAUCCAUAUGCGACAUAGAUAAUCCACGAGAAUUGUUUUUUCUAUGAACUUAGAGUAAUUGUUGAGUAAAAAAACCAAUUACGAAAAUUAUAUAUGAUAAUAUUUUUCAGGCUUUGACAUAU
Molecule: messenger RNA, 3620 nt
Organism: Diuraphis noxia (Russian wheat aphid)
Lineage: Eukaryota; Metazoa; Arthropoda; Insecta; Hemiptera; Aphididae
Gene: LeuRS-m
Product: Leucyl-tRNA synthetase, mitochondrial
Biological process (GO): mitochondrial translation; leucyl-tRNA aminoacylation
Cellular component (GO): mitochondrion
Molecular function (GO): ATP binding; leucine-tRNA ligase activity; aminoacyl-tRNA deacylase activity
Source: RefSeq, a predicted model, not a curated record